CUGGCAGUUUGACGGUGCCGAUGAACGAGGUGUGAGAUCGCUGUUCUCUUCUCCGCUCUGUGAGAUCAUUUCCUCUGAAAUUCACUCUGUGUACCUUCUGGAAUCUCCCACUUUUUCUCCUGGGUGGCAUGGCAUUGCCGCUCAGAACAUCGGACGUGAUCGUGAGAAAGUGAAGAGUGGCUGAGCUCGCAAUUGAACUGCAACAUUUGAAGAUAUCCACCCACUAACAGUGUGAUCACGAGGUGCUGAACAAAGAGUGAAAAGUUUGAUGUUGUCUCCCGGGCGCGAGACGGGGACAAGCAAGAGCAACGGUGAUCUUGGCAAUUUCCGUGACACGUUGCAGAAACUAUGAGCGGCAAGCUAUCGUCGUCAAAUGCAGAAUCCGCAACGAUCAGAGAUGCAAUGAGCAAAACAAGCAGUGUCGCCGCGAGUGGCUCCAAAGGUGAUCCAGAUGUUAUUCUCGUGACUUUGGUGCCAGAGAAGAAGGGUCUGUUCCUCAAGCAUUCCGAAUAUGAGAUCUCCUCACGCAACUAUAAGUGCAGCGUCGCGAGGCGUUACAAUGAUUUCGUGAAUCUACACAAUUUGCUCGUUACGAGAUUUCCUUAUCGAAUGGUUCCGCGACUGCCACCCAAGCAACUCAUGCUGGACUCCCUGCUCGAAGAGCGUCGUCGUGGGCUUCAGCGAUGGCUCAAGAUAGUCUCCCGACAUCCUAUAAUUGGCUCGGGAUCCCUUCUCAGGAAUUUCUUAACAGACAGUAGCGCUGAUCACCAGGAACACCUGCGGGAGUUGUUCAACAGUGAACCAGAUGAGUUUUCCACGCUCAGUGAGGAAGUUGAGUUACCACUGGAGGAUCAGGGUCGGUUGGCCUCCAAUAGAGAGAUCAUGCGAACCAUGUUGAAUGCUGUGACACGCCUCAAGAAAUUCAUCGAUCAGCAAGUCGCUCGGAGUUCCGGCAAAUCCAAGGAUAUGGAAGAUAUCUCGUCCAUCCUUAAGCUAUUGAGUUCCAGCGAUCGUGUUUUCACUUUCGACACCUUCACCGACAUGACCAGAGGUUUCCACGAAGUGGCCAAGAUCACAGAAAAAUCCGCCGUGACGCUUGAAAGUGCAAUAAGUGAACGCUUCAAUAUGCUCCUGGACGUCCUCACAGCCCACAGUGAUUUGUGUGAUCGCGUGGAGAAGGGAAUCGUGGCGGAGCACCAGCGAGCACUAACGAAGAUGCUCACGCUAAAUAAGCAGAAGAUGAAGGGUGUCAUCCGGGGCACGGCGGCGGACAAUGUGGCGGCUCUGCACGAGAAGGAAGUAGCCCAAACAGGCGUGGUGGGCACUCUGGGGCGGCGCAGUGCCUUUAGUCUGCAGUGUGUUCUGCAGGAGACUUCUUUGGCCCAAGAAUAUCUACAGGCGCUGCCGUCAAUCAUCCUCGCUUUCUGCAAUGAGCAAAAUCUGUGCAAUUCCCGCGCCGCCGAGAUCUGGAAGGAGAUUUUACAUGCCGAAGCCAAGAGGCUGAACCAGUAAUAGUCUCUUUUAAUCUCUAUAAGCAUUUAGUGUGGUAUAUCCUGUACAAAAAUAUGGUUUUGUUAUUGUUAGGCAUGGAUUAAAAGUAUCAUUUGCUCAAAA
Phlebotomus argentipes is the source of this 1614-nucleotide messenger RNA. Its product is annotated as sorting nexin-8-like. Lineage: Eukaryota; Metazoa; Arthropoda; Insecta; Diptera; Psychodidae. Gene Ontology annotation, molecular function: phosphatidylinositol binding. The record is from RefSeq and is a predicted model, not a curated record. The coding region runs from base 349 to 1512 and encodes 387 amino acids. The transcript is spliced from 5 exons. Gene Ontology annotation, biological process: retrograde transport, endosome to Golgi.